Messenger RNA from Styela clava, 2108 nucleotides. RefSeq lists its product as uncharacterized. The record is from RefSeq and is a predicted model, not a curated record. Gene Ontology annotation, biological process: release of cytochrome c from mitochondria; regulation of apoptotic process; extrinsic apoptotic signaling pathway in absence of ligand. Gene Ontology annotation, cellular component: mitochondrial outer membrane. Gene Ontology annotation, molecular function: BH domain binding; channel activity. Lineage: Eukaryota; Metazoa; Chordata; Ascidiacea; Stolidobranchia; Styelidae.
UAGGUUAUUUUCAAACUGUUCAGGAGUCAGGACUCGGACCAGAUAUAUCUAACAACCAAUGUCAGUCAAAUAGGUCAACGUAUUUACAACAAGGAUUGCGCCCUAGGCCUGCAAUAAAACUAUUACCACAAUCAGUCCAUUAGAAAAAUAAAAAUAUUUCAACUGCGAGAAAAUUAGGCCGGCGAAAUUUUGAAGAAAAAAAACGAAAUUUCUACCAGGACAAAUAGGAGCCACAUUCGAUAAAUUAGGGGCGGCCUCCACGUGAAAAUUCCAUUUAAUUUCGUGAAAAAUAUUGAAAGCACGAAUGAAUUUUGCGAGGUAACGAAAUCACCGCACAUAUACAGACACAAGCCUCGGGCAAAAAAACGUCCAAAUUAAUUGGACUAUAGAGCUUUUCGCAAGGGAUACAUAAUUCAGUCGAAUUGUGAUGUGAACUGUGAGCCCACAACGACGUAAGAUUGGCAAAUGACAGGAAGUAAUACCAAGCCUUAGUAAUGCACUAUACGUCGAAACCAAGUCAUACCGAAAGGUCGAAUGGUGCUGGUAUUCUCAGUCGCAUGAGACAAAGUUUAGGCAAAGCCUGGAAGAGAACUAGGAGCGAACCCUCAAUGUCGACGAAUGCACCAAAUGUUAGGCCCUCGGUAUCUAAAAGAAUGGGUGACAACGGAUGGUUGUCCUAUUUUACUCAACGAUCGUUGAGAUCAUCAAAUACCUCCAUACGGUCAGGAUACCAGCAUUCGCAGUCACUUGACCGACCACGUAAAAUACGAAGAACUGUUAUCACUGAAAAGAUUAACAAAAACGAAUUCGAUUGUCCAUCUACUGAAAAGGAAUAUUGUUCACAGGCUCGCCAAGCUUUUAGCAGGAGAUCUAUUUCGAUGCCGAAUCCCGACGAUAUGGUUUCUAAACGUGAUCUAAGGAGAUCUGUAUCAUCAAAAGAGCUUAGUGGAACACUGGGACAAAAUGGAAUAAACUCCAACAGGGAUUUUCGAACACAGGAAGAAAGAAUAGUUGAGCAAACAAAAGACUUCUGUCGUGAUGUAAUCGUUCAAAAAUUAAAAAGAAAUAAUUUAAUACACAGAGUCAAAAUUGCUAGGCCGGCAUGUCCUGAUCAAUGGUUACUGCGAGAUAUUCAUGCAAUGUGUAAUGAAUUAGAAAGAAGAAAUCAUGGCCUAUGCAAAAAUUUAUCAAAGCAGCUCGGAAUUACUCUACGUUCAGAAGAAGUUUUGCGGAAAGUGUUUUUUGAAAUUUCUCUUGAAAUAAUAUCAACAUAUGUUAGUGCUAAACAGACACCGACAAAAACGCCAUCGAAAAACAAUUCCAGAGGAUUAAAUUCGAGGACAGACUCAGAAGAAAAUCAAAGGGAGAAAGAACAAGAAGUAACCUGGGGAAGAAUAAUGGGAAUUCUUGUUAUAUCUGGAGCAUUUUCAAUUGACUGCAUCAAGCAAGGGCAUUCAGAAUUGGUCGAUGAACUUAUUGAAAUAUGUGGAGAUUUUUUUCAAAGUGAGGGAUUAGUGGACUGGAUCAUGGCUCAUGGUGGUUGGGAAAAACUAUCGGAAAAGAGCUCUUGCGGGACUAAAGACAAAUACGAUACUGCGAAUGCAUGGAACAUAUUUCUUGUGUCAGCAUGUGUUGUUGCUUCCCUCGCUUUUGGUGUAGGGUUCAGUAACUUAACGGCCGCUGGAGGCUGAUGAAAAGAAACAAAUAUAAUCUGGAAAAGGUACUGUUUGAGAUUGCGGAAAAUACGCACUUUUCCAAAAUCAGCAAAAUGUGUGCCAAAACGAAGGGCCCCAGCGAGUACAAGGAAAAGUAAUAACCCUCUGGCGAAUACUUCAAUAUUUCCACUGCUGAAAAUUUAUGGCAAUUUGUGAGGUAUUUUUGUUGUCUCAAAUACAAUAUAUACAUAUAUAUAUAUACAGUAUUCUGAAAAAAUGCACGAAAGUCAAAUUAGCGUGCAAAAUAUGAUAUUUAUUUUGAGGAUUGUCAGUAUUAUGAUAAUUCCGAGUUCAAGUAAUCGGUAACGUAUCAUGCAAUCUUGACUUCAUGGUAUUUCUGUUGGAAUGUACAUCUAUUUUACCACUGUUAUAAUAAAAUUCAGAUAACAAAUA